Messenger RNA from Sesamum indicum (sesame), 739 nucleotides. NCBI's taxonomy places the organism in Eukaryota, Viridiplantae, Streptophyta, Magnoliopsida, Lamiales, Pedaliaceae. The record is from RefSeq and is a predicted model, not a curated record.
GUAGAACACGUCUACUUAGUCAAAUGAGGAGUGUUCUAAGAGCAACAUGGUUGCGGUUUUGUAAUUUGAUGAGGUUUUCUCCACCCACUCAGACGUCUCUGAGGGACAAAGCUAUAGCAGUUGCCGGGAGAGUCACUACAGUCAAUGAUAAAGAAAGUUCAAGUGUCUCUUGUCCUGUAUGUUUGAAUGUACUUAGGACAUCAGGUCAUGCUGAGGUGAAAAUGACGCUGGCACUGCACUUGAGUUUAUGGCACCCUGAUGAUGUUAUGCUGCAGUGGGAUAUCAUGCAGAACAACAAGAAAUCAAUUAUUCAUCUGCCUUCUUUGAUUAUUGGAGUUGGAAUGGCUGCUGGGUUCGCAGCUCUUUUGGCUAUUUCCGCCAAGAACCACAGUCGGUUGCCUGUUAAAAUGACAAGGUAAUCCACACUGAAGUUGAGAUAGUAAUCCUGAAAUCAGCCUCAACCAUCAGACUGAAUUUAGCAUCGAUCACCAUGUUAGAGACGGCACUGAAUAUAUACGAGGGCCAACUAGUUCAGUUCUGCCAGGAUAGGGAAACACACUGCAUAUACCUUCAGAUCAAAGCAAUUAAAUCUUAGAAAUGCAAGGAAACUUGAGUUAGAAAGCACCGGAUCAAUCGCAUCUUGUUUCUACCUAGUCUAUGUUGGUGCAAAUACAAUCAAAAGAUACUACCCUCUUGUUUCCCUUCCCCUCCCUUGAUGAGAUUGAUAUUGUUGCAUCUU